Molecule: messenger RNA, 5604 nt
Organism: Juglans microcarpa x Juglans regia
Lineage: Eukaryota; Viridiplantae; Streptophyta; Magnoliopsida; Fagales; Juglandaceae
Product: 187-kDa microtubule-associated protein AIR9-like
Exons: 38
Cellular component (GO): plasmodesma; plasma membrane
Molecular function (GO): protein binding
Source: RefSeq, a predicted model, not a curated record
UGCUCAUUGGCUCCAAAACAGUGAAACACACACUUCCCGUCUUUUUGUUUUUGAUUCCACGCCGCGGAAAUUCCUCAUGAUUUCCUGCCGGAUAUCACAACCCUAGCGCAAUGCUUUUCUGUUUCGGUUUCAGCUUCUUGCCUCUUCAGAUCUGAAAAAGCGUUAUUCAGAUUGUUAGUUUCAAUUUGCUCGAGCUGUUGAACUAAGAUGGAAGAAGCCUUGGUACAACCGGGCGAAGAUGUAGUGGAAAAGCCCUCAAUUUCAGAGAAACAGAUCUCUGCUGGUUCAUCAGAAAGCACAAAAGAGGUUUUGAAAACCGUGGAAGUUAGUGUUGCAUCGGUCUCAAAUCUCUCGGAGGCAACGGGUCAUGUCAGGAAGAGAUUGGACUCCAAAGCUGGUCUGGACUCUGCUUCGAAUGUGAUGAAACCAACUGUAAGUGCGUCACUGAAAAGUUCAAAUGUUGUUCCGGCGGCAAGGCGAAACAGUACAGGAGGCUUGCCCGAGAAGCGGCAAAGCAAUAUUGGUUCGGUUGCGGGGAAAAAGACUACUCCUUUGGGUUUUGCACCAGUAAGGCGGUCUCUUCCGGAAGUUAGGAGUUCAUUGCCUUCACCUAUUACCAAAGCUUCGACGCGAGCUAAAGUGUCGGAGACUAGAAAGUCUGUUCCCGUGUCACCAGUUGGUCGAAGUCUGAACACAUCAACUGGGUCCGAUGUUGCUAAGCAGGAGACUGCGAGGAAGUCUUCAAUGAAGCCAGCAUCAUCAGCCUCUUCUUCUUCUUCUUCUUCUUCUUCUAGAAUGGUUACUUCGACCUCAUUGGGCAGCAGUGGUAGCAGCGGAAUUAGGAAGACGGUUUCAAAGGUUUCUUCCUCGUCAGCUCGGUCACCUUCGGUUUCCAGUGGAUUGAGAGCUCGGUCUUUGUCGUCAUCUCUGGAUAGGAGUUCUAGUUUAUCUGGGCGCAGGAAAGUGGCGACUCCUGAAAGCCGGGAUUCAAGGUUCAUUGCUCUUCCACAGGUGGAGAUUAAAGCUAGUGAUGAUGUGAGGUUGGAUCGUCGAGGUCAUAGAGUUCGGAGUCUCAAUGCUAGUGGCUUGAACUUGUCAGCAAAUUUAGAGUUUGUUUAUCUCAGAGACAAUCUCUUGUCUACAUUGGAAGGAGUUGAGAUACUGAAGAGGGUUAAGGUUCUUGAUUUGAGCUUCAAUGACUUUAAAGGGCCUGGAUUUGAACCACUUGAGAAUUGCAAAGCUCUACAGCAACUAUAUCUCGCUGGGAAUCAAAUUACAUCACUUGCAAGCCUCCCACAGCUUCCUAAUUUAGAGUUUCUUUCUAUUGCUCAAAAUAAGUUGAAGUCUCUUUCAAUGGCUAGUCAACCUCGACUGCAGGUAUUAGCUGCCAGCAAAAACAAAAUUUCAACUCUAAAGGGUUUCCCACAUUUACCACUUCUUGAGCAUUUAAGAGUGGAGCAGAAUCCUAUUCUUAAGUUGCCUCAUUUUGAAGCAGCUUCCAUUUUGCUUGCUGGACCCACUUUGAAAAAGUUUAACGAUAGAGAUCUUUCCCGGGAUGAGCUAGCAUUAGCAAAGCGUUAUCCUGCACACACGGCUUUGUGCAUUAGAGAUGGUUGGGAGUUUUGCCGUCCAGAGCAUGCAGCAGAGUCAACUUUUCGCUUUCUUGUCGAGCAAUGGAAGGAUCAUUUGCCUUUGGGGUACCUGCUCAAGGAAGCUUCUAUUGAUCAGCCUUUUGAAGAAGAUGCUUGUCGUUGCCACUUUACUUUUGUCCAGGACAGCACAUUGAGCACUGACCCACAUGUAGUUUUGAACUGUCAAUGGUUUGUGGGAGAGAGUGUGCUUUCAGAUUUUGCCGCUAUUCCUGAUGCUACUGAAGAGGUUUACUGGCCAAAGCACGAAGACAUUGAUAAAAUCUUGAAAGUGGAAUGUACACCCCUACUCGGAGAAACAAAGUAUCCUUGUAUUUUUGCCGUAAGCUCACCAGUUUCACCAGGAACUGGAAUUCCAAAGGUUGUGAACCUUGAAGUCCAUGGGGAACUGGUGGAGGGAAAUAUCAUUAGGGGUUAUGCCGAGGUUGCAUGGUGUGGUGGGACUCCAGGGAAAGGUGUUGCUAGCUGGUUAAGGAGAAAAUGGAACAGCAGCCCUAUGGUAAUUGCUGGAGCAGAAGAUGAGGAGUACCGGUUGACUCUAGAUGACAUUGAUUCAAGUUUGGUUUUUAUGUACACACCAGUAACAGAAGAUGGUGCUAAAGGAGAACCUCAAUAUAAAUAUACUGAUUUUGUAAAAGCAGCUCCUCCAUCGGUCAGUAAUGUUCGAAUUAUUGGUGAUGUUGUUGAAGGAAAUGCCAUCAAAGGAGUUGGUGAUUACCUGGGAGGAAGAGAGGGUCCCAGCAAGUUUGAAUGGUUACGUGAGAAUCAGGGUACUGGUGACUUUCUACGAGUGUCAACUGGUACAUCCAAGUAUAUCUUGACCAAAGAAGAUGUUGGGCGAGUCUUGGCUUUUGUAUAUAUACCCACCAAUUUAGAGGGGCAGGAAGGGGAAUCUGUAUUAGUAGUGUCUCAUGUGGUGAAGCAAGCACCACCCAAGGUAACAAAAGUAAAGAUAAUUGGUGAAUUGCGGGAGAACAGCAAGAUUACUGUAACUGGUAUUGUUACUGGCGGAACUGAGGGUUCUAGCAGAGUACAGUGGUUCAAGAAAAUAUCAUCCAUAUUGGACGGUGAAGAAGAUCUUGAAGUGUUGAGCACAUCCAAGAUUGCCAAGGCGUUCCGCAUACCACUAGGAGCUGUUGGCUAUCACAUUGUUGCCAAAUAUACUCCAAUGACUCCAGAUGGUGAAUCUGGUGAACCAGCAUAUGCGAUAUCAGACAGAGCCGUUGAGACUCUUCCCCCAAGCUUGAAUUUCUUAACUAUUACUGGUGAUUACACUGAAGAUGGAAUACUGACUGCAUCAUAUGGUUACAUAGGGGGACAUGAGGGGAAAAGCAAAUACAAUUGGUAUCUUCAUGAGGUUGAAACUGACUCCGGUUCUCUUCUACCUGAGGUUUCAGGACUUCUUCAGUAUCGUAUUACCAAGGCUGCAAUCGGUAAAUUUAUUUCCUUCCUAUGUACUCCAAUACGUGAUGAUGGCAUUGUGGGCGAGCCAAGAACUUGCAUGGGGCAGGGACGUGUUCGCCCUGGAAGCCCAAGGUUGCUUUCUCUACAAAUAGUUGGGAAUGCUAUUGAAGGAACCACGCUAAGUGUUGAAAAAAAGUAUUGGGGUGGUGAAGAGGGAGAUUCACUGUUCUGCUGGUUCCGGACUAGUUCAGAUGGCAUGCAAAAUGAAAUUAAGGGUGCAUCUACUUCGUCAUACAUGCUCUCAGUUGAAGACAUUGGCUUCUUUAUUUUGGUUUCAUGUGAGCCUGUAAGAAGUGACUGGGCUCGUGGCCCCAUUGUUCUUUCUGAACAAAUUGGACCUAUAAUAUCUGGCCCCCCAACCUGUCAAUCUUUAGGGUUUCUCGGAUCAAUGAUAGAAGGGCAACGUGUGAGCUUUGUCGCCUCUUAUAGUGGAGGGUAAGAAAAGGGAGAUUGCUCCCAUGAAUGGUUUAGAAAGCAAAGUACUAGCAUACGGGAGAGAAUAAGUACUUUUGAUUUUGUGGAUUUGACUCUUGAGGAUGUGGGAAGAUGCAUUGAACUUGUUUACACUGCCGUGCGGAAAGAUGGAAUGAAAGGGAGUCCUAGGAGCAUAGUAUCUGACAUAAUUGCUCCUGCGGAUCCUAUAGGAGUGGAUCUGGAAAUUCUUGAUUGCAUUGAGGACAAGGAGAUUGUCCCACGAAAGACAUAUUUUGGUGGACAAGAAGGUGUCGGACAAUAUAUUUGGUACAGAACAAAGAAUAAGCUACAUGCUUCUGCAUUAACAGAUAUAUCUAGUGCUAGUGAAGAUGCUGUUAUAUGUGGUAAAACACUAACUUAUCUACCAUCGCUUGAAGAUGUUGGGGCCUACUUGGCCUUAUAUUGGCUGCCCACUCGUGCUGAUGGCAAAUGUGGGAAGCCAUUGGUUGCAACAUCCAAUUCUCCAGUUGCUCCAGCUCUUCCAGUUGUUUCUAAUGUUCGUGUGAAGGAGUUGUCGUCUGGUGUUUAUUCUGGAGAAGGUGAAUAUUUUGGUGGGUAUGAGGGAUCAAGCCUUUUCAGCUGGUAUAGAGAAACUAAUGAGGGCACUGCUAUUCUUAUCAAUGGAGCUAACUUGAGUACCUUUGAAGUUACUGAUUCGGAUUACAAUUGCCGCUUGUUAUUCGGAUACACUCCAGUCCGUUCAGAUUCAGUUGUGGGAGAACUCAAAUUGUCGGAACCAACUGAUAUUGUUCUCCCAGAGCUUCCAAAAAUUGAGGUGCUUGCUCUCACUGGAAGGGCAGUUGAAGGUGAUAUACUUACUGCUGUCGAAGUAAUUCCAAAGAGUGAGACUCAACAAUGUGUAUGGAGCAAGUACAAGAAAGGUGUCAAAUACCAAUGGUUCUGUUCAUCAGAUGUUGAAGAUAGAAACUCGUAUGAACCAUUACCUACACAAUAUUCCUGCUCCUACAAGGUCCGGCUGGAGGACAUUGGCCGAUGUCUGAGAUGUGAAUGCAUUGUAACCGAUGUGUUUGGGAGGUUGACUGAACCAGUAUAUGCAGAGACUGCACCUGUAUUGCCAGGGAUUCCUAGAAUAGAUAAGCUGGAGAUUGAGGGGAGGGGCUUCCACACCAACUUGUAUGCUGUUCGUGGAAUUUAUAGUGGAGGAAAGGAAGGAAAAAGUAGAAUUCAGUGGCUUAGGUCAAUGGUUGGAAGUCCUGAUCUGAUCUCUAUACAAGGAGAAAUAGGAAGGAUGUAUGAAGCUAAUGUGGAUGACGUGGGAUACAGGUUGGUGGCCAUUUAUACCCCUGUAAGAGAGGAUGGGGUUGAGGGGGAACCCGUUUCUGCAUCAACAGAGCCAAUUGCAGUUGAGCCUGAUGUUUUUAAAGAAGUGAAGCAGAAGCUUGAUCUUGGAUCUGUGAAGUUUGAGGCAUUGUGUGACAAGGAUCGAUCUUCCAAAAAGGUAGUUUCAGUAGGGAGUCUCGAGAGAAGAAUCCUAGAAGUUAAUAGAAAACGAGUCAAGGUUGUAAAGCCAGGGUCUAAAACUUCUUUUCCAACUACUGAAAUUCGUGGAAGUUAUGCACCUCCUUUUCAUGUGGAGCUUUUCCCAAAUGACCAACAUCGACUUCGAAUUGUAGUGGACAGUGAUAAUGAAGUAGACUUGUUGGUGCAGUCCCGGCAUCUCCGUGAUAUUGUAGUGCUUGUGAUCAGAGGCUUUGCCCAGCGAUUCAAUAGUACAUCUCUCAAUUCUCUCCUCAAAAUAGAAACAUAAGUCUAGCUAAGAAGUGUAAAGUGAAUUGAUUCAAAAAAUAUAUCUAUGAACUAUGAAUCAGUUUUUAAGGCAUGCAUGUCAUCUCCGCUUUAUUUUUUUCCGUUGUACCUUUAGCACAUUACCAAUGCUUGUUUUCAUUGCAAUAUUUAUUAUUUUCCUUGCAAGAAAUGUUGUGCAGUGAUCAAAGGAUACUAGAAGUUGCUGUCAUAAUCACUGUAUAUUACGUAUGAAUGAUAUAUUUUUAAGCUA